GGCACCCGGUCCUAGGCGAAUGAACCCCCCGAGCCGCGAGGGAGAGAAAUGAAGGGAAUUCCUACAGCGGAAUGAAAGCUCUGCAGCUAGGUCCUCUCAUUUGCCAUUUGUCCUUUCAAACUGCAUUGUAAUACGGCCGGGGAUGACUUCCUUGCUGCAGCGGCCCUGGCGGGUGCCCUCUCUUCUGUGGACCGUCCUGUUGGUCAGCACUGCGGCCGCUUCUCAGAAUCAAGAACGUCUGUGUGCAUUUAAAGAUCCCUAUCAAGACCUUGGGAUAGGUGAGAGUCGAAUCUCUCAUGAAAAUGGAACCAUAUUAUGUUCAAAAGGUAGCACCUGCUAUGGUCUCUGGGAAAAAUCAAAAGGGGACAUAAAUCUUGUAAAACAAGGAUGUUGGUCUCACAUUGGAGAUCCCCAGGAGUGUCACUAUGAAGAAUGCGUAGUAACUACCACUCCUCCCUCAAUUCAGAAUGGAACAUACCGUUUCUGCUGCUGUAGCACAGACUUGUGUAAUGUCAACUUUACUGAAAAUUUUCCACCUCCAGAUACAACACCACUUAGUCCACCUCAUUCAUUUAACCGAGAUGAGACAAUAAUCAUUGCGUUAGCAUCAGUCUCUGUAUUAGCUGUUUUGAUAGUUGCCUUAUACUUUGGAUACAGGAUGCUGACAGGAGACCGUAAACAAGGUCUUCACAGUAUGAACAUGAUGGAGGCAGCAGCAUCAGAGCCCUCUCUUGACCUAGAUAAUCUGAAACUUUUGGAGCUGAUUGGCCGAGGUCGAUAUGGAGCAGUAUAUAAAGGUUCCUUAGAUGAGCGUCCUGUUGCUGUAAAAGUAUUUUCCUUUGCAAACCGUCAGAAUUUUAUCAAUGAGAAGAACAUUUACAGAGUGCCUUUGAUGGAACAUGAUAGCAUUGCUCGCUUUAUAGUUGGAGAUGAGAGAGUCACUGCAGAUGGACGCAUGGAAUAUUUGCUUGUGAUGGAGUAUUAUCCCAAUGGAUCUCUAUGCAAGUAUCUUAGUCUCCAUACAAGUGACUGGGUAAGCUCAUGCCGCCUGGCUCAUUCUGUGACUAGAGGACUGGCUUAUCUUCAUACAGAAUUACCACGAGGAGAUCAUUAUAAGCCUGCAAUUUCCCAUCGAGAUUUAAACAGCAGAAAUGUUCUGGUGAAAAAUGACGGAACCUGUGUUAUUAGUGACUUUGGGUUGUCCAUGAGGCUGACUGGAAAUAGACUGGUGCGCCCAGGGGAAGAAGAUAAUGCAGCCAUAAGUGAGGUUGGCACAAUCAGAUAUAUGGCACCGGAAGUUCUAGAAGGAGCUGUGAACCUGAGGGACUGUGAAUCAGCUUUGAAACAAGUAGACAUGUAUGCUCUUGGACUAAUCUAUUGGGAGAUAUUUAUGAGAUGCACAGACCUCUUCCCAGGUGAAUCUGUACCAGAAUACCAAAUGGCUUUUCAGACAGAAGUUGGAAACCAUCCCACAUUUGAAGAUAUGCAGGUUCUGGUGUCUAGGGAAAAACAGAGACCCAAAUUCCCAGAAGCUUGGAAAGAAAACAGCCUGGCAGUGAGAUCACUCAAGGAGACAAUAGAAGACUGUUGGGACCAGGAUGCAGAGGCUCGGCUUACUGCACAGUGUGCUGAGGAGAGGAUGGCUGAACUUAUGAUGAUAUGGGAAAGAAACAAAUCCGUGAGCCCAACAGUCAAUCCAAUGUCUACUGCUAUGCAGAAUGAGCGCAACCUUUCACACAAUAGGCGUGUGCCAAAGAUUGGCCCUUAUCCAGAUUAUUCUUCUUCCUCAUACAUUGAAGACUCCAUCCAUCAUACUGACAGCAUUGUGAAGAAUAUUUCCUCUGAGCAUUCAAUGUCUAGCACACCUUUGACUACAGGGGAAAAGAACAGAAACUCAAUUAACUAUGAACGACAGCAAGCACAAGCUCGAAUCCCCAGCCCUGAAACAAGUGUCACCAGCCUGUCCACCAACACAACCACCACAAACACCACUGGCCUCACUCCAAGCACUGGCAUGACCACUAUAUCUGAGAUGCCAUACUCAGAUGAAACAAAUCUUCAUGCCACAAAUAUUUCACAGCCAAUUGGGCCAACCCCUGUCUGCUUACAGCUGACAGAAGAAGACUUGGAGACCAACAAGCUAGACCCAAAAGAAGUUGAUAAGAACCUCAAGGAAAGUUCUGACGAGAAUCUCAUGGAGCAUUCUCUUAAACAGUUCAGUGGGCCAGACCCACUGAGCAGUACCAGUUCUAGCUUGCUUUACCCACUAAUAAAGCUUGCAGUAGAAGUGACUGGACAGCAGGACUUCACACAGGCUGCCAAUGGCCAAGCAUGUUUAAUUCCUGAUGUCCCACCUGCUCAGCUCUAUCCUCUCCCCAAGCAACAGAACCUUCCUAAGAGACCUACUAGUUUGCCUUUAAACACCAAAAAUUCAACAAAGGAGCCCCGUCUGAAAUUUGGCAGCAAGCACAAAUCCAAUUUGAAACAAGUAGAAACUGGAGUUGCCAAGAUGAAUACAAUUAAUGCUGUAGAACCUCAUGUGGUUACAGUCACCAUGAAUGGUGUGGCAGGUAGAAACCACAGUGUUAACUCCCAUGCUGCUGCUGCUCAAUAUGCCAAUGGGGCAGUACCAUCUGGCCAGACUGCCAACACAGUGGCACUUAGGGCCCAAGAAAUGCUGCAGAAUCAAUUCAUUGGUGAGGAUACCAGGCUGAAUAUUAACUCCAGCCCUGAUGAACAUGAACCUUUAUUGAGGCGAGAGCAACAGGCUGGCCAUGAUGAAGGUGUUCUGGAUCGUCUUGUGGACAGGAGGGAACGUCCACUGGAAGGUGGCCGAACUAAUUCUAAUAACAACAACAGUAAUCCAUGUUUAGAGCAAGUUGUUCUUGCACAGGGUGUUCCAAGCACAGUAGCAGAUCCUGGACCAUCAAAACCCAGAAGAGCACAGAGGCCUAAUUCUUUGGAUCUUUCAGCCACAAAUGUUCUUGAUGACAGUGGUUUGCAAUUAGGUGAGUCAACACAAGAUGGCAAAACAGGAUCUGGUGAAAAGAUCAAGAAACGUGUGAAAACUCCUUAUUCUCUAAAGCGGUGGCGCCCUUCCACCUGGGUUAUCUCCACUGAACAACUGGACUGUGAGGUCAACAACAAUGGCAGUGACAGAGCAGUUCAUUCCAAAUCUAGCACCGCUGUUUACCUUGCAGAAGGAGGCACUGCUACAACCAUGGUGUCUAAAGAUAUAGGAAUGAACUGUCUGUGAAAUGUUUUCAGGCCUAUGGAGUGAAAUUAUUUUUUGCAUCAUUUAACACGCAGAAGACUUUUUUUUUAAAAACUGCUUUAUCUUCCUGUCAGUACCCCUCCCACCCCUACAAUAAGGACUUGCUUUAAAUAGAUUUCAGCUAUGCAGAAAAUUUAGCUUAUGCUUCCAUAUUUUUUAAUUUUGUUUUUUUAAGUUUUGCACUUUUGUUUAGUCUUGCUAAAGUUAUAUUUGUCUGUUAUGACCACAGAAUUAUAUGAGUGUGUAUCAAAAGUGGUCUCAAAAUAUUUUUUUAAGAAAAAAAGCAAAAACAAUGUAUUACUGAUAAUCAGUUUGAAACAGUUUCUAAAGGUCAUUAAAACAGAAGCAGAUUAAGACAGGUUUGACUUCAGUGGUGUCUGGUAUCCAUAUUUUAUUUCUGGGCACAAGCUAGUUUAUUUUAUAUGUUGUUAUGUUCCUAACAUAUUAUCUGUUGAACAUUCUUUUCCCUUGUGUUUUGUUUGAAUGUGCAAUAGUCUGUAGGCCACAAAUAAGCUUUCUUGUAAGCUCUCUUCCUAAUAGAGCACACAUUCUUCCAAAAUAUGAACAUUUUUCUCCCCCAUACUUCUGUCAGGUCUGCUCUAUAGACCGUGAAUUUUGCAGAAGAGAAACCAGAUUUUUUGCUUUCUCUCUCUUUAUGAAAAAUGCAGAAACAUUGUCUCAAAGGGCUGUAAAGAUGGAACUACCAAACCUAAUCUGAAAUGCUUUUAACCUUCCAAAUCCUAAACAUUUCCUUCCAGGCAUUUUAAUAAACAUAUUUGGUUCUGGUUUUGGAAGUUUAUAAGAGAGCAUAGAACAAAAUAGAAGUCAAAUAUUAACCUUUUCUCUUUUAUUUUAUUUUUAUAUGUAAUAUUUCAUUUUCAUUUAUUUAAGAAGCACAUUUUUAUCAGAAAACUUAUAUAGCUAUACUUAUAUGGAAUUUUUAAGUAGGUAGAUGGUUAAGGCAAUAUAGUGUUAUAUCCUUUAUUCUCUGAGUAAGCAAUCUUUGACUCAAAUAAAAUUACAUUUCCUGUUCAAAAUAACUUCAGAAGUAAUCCAUAGUUUUGAUCCUGUAGUAUCUUUAUAUCCUCUUCCCAAGCAAAGCCUGGUGACUGUCUGAAAAAGAUUCCUCUCCUCUUCCCAUGACCUAAAACGCUGUGUGGAAAAAAUCAUUCGACUGGCGUGCCAGAUCCCUGCAAAAGGAAGGAUUGCUGCCAAACCUGUCAUCUUUGAGCAGCUGGAGACUUACCUCUCUCUUCUCAAAACUGUUUUUUUACUACUCCUAUUUUCAUAAUUUCUCCUUUUGCCAAUAUUCACAUGAUUUUUUGAUAUAUGAGCAGCAUUUAUUAUUUAUAUUAUAUUGGAAUAUACCUUUUAGUGAUAACAUGUUAUGUAUCUUUCAAGUCAUACUUUUUUAAAGCUUCUUUUGCUUCUUCAUUACUUAUAAUCUUCUCUAAAACAACAACCUCUGCAUGUUUUUUUUUAAAUAAAGCACUUUAUGUCAAGUAAGGGACUUUUUUUAUAAGCACAAAUUAUUUUCUAUCAAUUUGCAAACAGUGAUAAUCUUACUUAUUUUUUACAGAUUCUUGGAGUACUUGGUACUCAUUAUCUAAUUAAGUUCUAGGACUUCUCUGGGGGAUAAAAAGCUAAGAGAAAAACAAAAAUCUCCUGAAAAAUAUUUUCUUACUCGUAUUCCUCUGUCAUCAUUUAGUUAAAAACAGCCUAUAUUUCCAAAUUUGCUGUCCAAAAUCCUUAGGACUUAUAGAUAAGCCUUCUUUUGUUUGCCAUCUACUAGAAUCUUGAGUUAGAUAUUGUAGCACUUAGCUUUUAUUCAGCUAGAUUGCUGAACACAGUUUUGAAUUCUUAGCUAAGAUUCUUUUAUUAAUGCCCAGUAUUUCCACCUUUUAUGUUUCAUUGGCCCUUAUUUUGAUUCAGAACUUUAAUAUAUGUUCAAUCUUCUGGCAUAAAGUUAGUUAUUUAGUUAACUCCAUUUAGUUAACUAUUUUAUCACAUAACAAAUUAUUCAUAUCUUCCCCAGUAAAUUUUCACUUAGUUUCCUUGACUUUCAGUGUGUAUUUCAGGAUAUUAUUUUCAAACAUUUAUAGGACAUCUUUGAAUAAAAAUAAAUGAUAGUCCUCCAAUUAGAAGCACUGAGGGUAAGUGACCAUUUGAGAUCUAACUGAUUUUUUCCUCACAGAGGAAGAGUUAUGUUUCAUUCUACUAUACUUUGUAUUUGGGCUACUUGAUUGUAAGUUUUCCAACAUUUUUUGAUGUUUAGUAAUAAAAUACUUUUAAAAAUUAAUGUACCAAAUUUAAAGAACUCCGUAUAGUAUCACAUUUAAUGCAAACAUGUUUAAAAUAAAUAAUUUCUUCCCCAGUUUUUUAGUAGACUCUUAAAAAAGUAGUAAAGUAUAAAUCAUUUUAAUAAAUUUUAAAUUAAAUUGUACAUCAGACUGAUUUAAUUUUAGAAUCUGUUUAUAAUAUACAAACACGUAAAAUUACUUAAAAUACUUGCCAAUUUUAUUCAUUUAAUGUUUCUUAAAGCUAAUGAUUUAAAACUGCUAUCACAAUAUUUUACAUGUAUAAAAACAUUUGAUUCCUUUUGAAUUAAAGGCUAUUAAUGAAAAACAUUAAAUUAAUUUGUAAGAGAGUAUUACAACCUUCAAAGCAUAAUAAUAGAUAAUCAAAGUCUAAUAUUCCCUUAACUAUUGUAAUUGUAUACCACAACUUAGCCACUCAAAAAACUUGAUUUGAAUUGUGUUUAGACAAAAAUGAUUUAAUUAUUCAUAAAAAUGUUUCCCAUUUUUAAAUGCAUAAUUGGGGGGGAAACCCUAAUAUAAAAAAGUUUUGGGAAGAUGCAGGAGUGAAAUGUCCUAAUUGACCAUUUGUUGUAUGCUGAAUGUUGGGCUAUACAAACACUAUCUUUUAGUUCUCAUAGCAACCAUGGAAGGAUUAUAGUUAAUAUGUCCUGUUUACUGAUGAGCAAACUGAAGCGAGGAGAAACUUAGCAGUUUGCCCUAGGUCAACAUCUGGUAAUAGACAAAGAUGGAUUUUAACCUAGGUUUGCCUCUCUCCACAUCUCUCAUCCAUACCAUAUAGCCUACAUACUGUAUGACAGGAUGUAUAAUGUACUGACAUUUUGUAAGAAAUCUAGUCAUUAUACUCCAGUCAUUAUACAGUUGGGGCUUGUAUAUAAGCAAGUCCAGAUACCUUAAUGACUUUAAAAGUUAGGCAGCCAUAGAAGGUGUAUAGAUUUAUCUAUGCUGAUUGUUGCUUGAGAAAUAAUUACUAAUUUAAGACAAAAUUCAAUCCCAUAUCUGCCAUCAUGAUCUUAAAAUCAUUUCACUUCUCUUCACUCAUAACAUUCUUAUAUUGAAUAACUAAGGUAAAAUAAAUGUUAAGGAUAAAGUGAAGGUGGCUUAUAGGAACAGAGACUUUUUCAUAAAUCGAUUCCGUACUUGAUUUGGAGGAAUUAAUUUAACAUGGACUUUUAGUUUCAUCAGUCCUUUGACUCCAUCUUGAAAAUUUCUGCUUUUAGUGACUUUUGAAAAUUUUACUAGUCCAGAAAACAAAUUGAGGUGGAUGUAGGAAGGAUACAAGGAUAAUGUCCUUCUAAUAAAACAAUUUGUAUUGUUUCCUUACGUGUAUCUGCAUAUUCCAGAAAAUGUACAUUGGUUUUGAAUGUGAAAACAAAGAAAGGUAGGAACACUCAAAUAUGUGUUUCCAUGGUAAUUACCACAAAAUUUGAUGAGUGUUUUUAUUUAAAAUAUUUUCAAAUUUAGCUUCUAAAGCUACAUGGGAUACCUGAUAGGCUGAAGCUAUUUACUGUCCAUUCUCUGUAAACCUCUCUUUUCAAAGUCAUUUAAAAUAGAAAUUUACUUUAAUAAACUUUUUGUUUCUUUUUUCAUAUUUAUAGAAAUGAAUAUUUAAUUGGAGGUAGUUCCUAAAAUUUGAGAUUCCUAAUAUUUCUAUACAACUUUUAAAUAUUUAUGUUGAACUUAUUACCAGUGAAGUACAGGCAAUUACAUUAAUUAUUCAGAUUGCUUUAUAUAUUACUUUCUCUCCCAAGCUACUCCUUAAAGUUACAAUCAACAUUAGUUGAUUAUCUAGACCAGUUAACUCUAGAAAUUGCAUAACAUUCCCACAUAUACCCCAGAAGUCUUUUCAGACUAGGGUAUUCCUAAAUAUUCAUACCUUUUACUGUCAGUUUGCUCUUCAGUAGAUAUUGCAUUUUAACUUUUAGAUUCUGAACUUUGCAAACUUUAGCCAAAACUACCUUGCAUGACCAUUCCUAAAUAUAGUCCCUGAUUAAAUAAAUCUGGCAGAUCACAGUUGAGUUAGUUACACAAACGUUACUAUCAAAAGAAGGCUUUUUCACAGGUUCCCAGAUUAAACCAAUAGAAGAAAUGGUUCUCUAGUGCACCUAAACAUUACUUUCCUUCAAUCACAUCUUAGUUUGUGUCUGAUUUAUUCUAUCCCUUUGUUAUGUGACUCACAAUCUUCUGUAUCAGGAAAGUUUUUUUUCCUAUCUGUUCUGCUUCUCUCCUGUUUUCAUUUAUACCCAUUUCUCUUAUCCAGUAGUAAAAACAAAAAAAGCCAUAGGCUAUCCUCUUCAACAUUGUUAUUCUUCCAUAUGCUUCAGGCUUCUCAAUCCUUCAGUCUCAGUUCUUCAGACAAAAUUGUUUUAGUUUCUUUAGCAUUUUAUCCUCAGUCCUAUUUUAAUAAUUUUAUAUUUAAGAACACUAAAAUUAUAGUUUAUGUUAUAUUCAAAUUUAUUACUCCGGUUAAUAGUUCAAUAAGAUAGAACUGAGAAUUAGGAUGUUACCAUUUGACAAUGGAGCCAUUAAAUUGUCAGCAAAUCACCUAAUUUUUGUAUCAUCUAACAUUUUCUGUUAAAUUGUUGAGUUUUAGAUUUUAUAUUCUAAUUAGUUAUAACUAAAAAGCCAUGCAUACAGAAUUGUAUAUCAUUUCAUCUAUAUUGCAGCAAGCUUAGCAUUAUGAUUGAGCCACAUAAAACAUGUGUUUUACAUAUUUAUUUGUAUCAAAUAUUAAACACAAAGUGCAACAUUAACUUUCAAAAGCAAAUCCUACAAUAAUCAGGUAUUAUCUAUGAACAUUUUUGCAGACCACUUUUGAAAUACUUAUCAUUGUUUUGCAACAUAGACUAGACCAUAACAGCUUUCAUUUAAUUCUUAAGUGACUGGUUAAAGUUGAGUGUUUGUGAAUAUAAAGUAAAAUUUAGGAUUUUAUCUCAUGGCUGAUGCAUUUGAAAGUAAAUAUGUCAGAAGAAUUUAUGCUGUGUAUUAAAAUUAUGCCCAAAAUAAAUCUAUCAUAUCUUAAAAAUUCCAAUUCUGUUAUUACUUGAUGUUUGUAGUGUUAUUAUUAAACAUGUGACAGUCAUUUUUUAAACUUAUUUUGAAACCCAGAUUUUAAAAUCUGAGUAAGAGAGGAGGAAUCUUUAGAAACAAAUAACAUCAUUAGAGUGUCCAGUUUAUGACUGAAUUUUAAAGCAAAUAACUUUUAAACUACAACUUGGUUUUCUGUUGUUUUAAAAGGUAAUAUGUUUUAUUUUUAUGUUAUUUGUACUUUUAAGAUUUCAGAAACAUCUUCCUGUUUAGACUCACUCUAAAGACAUAUUACUUAAAAACUCAGGGCCCCUUUCAUCCCUUUGCACAUUGCAAAACUUCAACUAGUAGUAAACAAGCAAUUAGAUCCAGUUGACUAUUUAAAGUGCUUAUUGUACACACAGUUCAUUUAAUGUUUCAUAUUAUAAUUUUACUUAAUUUACAUAGACACAAUAUCAUUAAGCAGAAAAACAUGCCCAGUUCUACAAUUACUGAAGAGAGAUGGAAAUGAUUCAACUACUUGGCUACAUGUAGCACCAUAUUUAGGUCUUAGAAUUGAAGCACCAUCCUCAAACCAUUCAUGUUCUUUGGUCAAAUGGUUGUACAUGAUGGGACAAAUUAUUUUAUUUUAUUUUUUUAAUGGAAGAACUUAGUAAGGUAGUUCCUCUGAGAUAACGUUUUCUCAGGAGGUAAUUUAACAUUAUAAAACUCUUCUAAAAGUGAAUUGUUGAGUUUGUGGCUUUAGUAACAGCUUAGGUGAUUUUGAGAAGGUAACUUAUGAUAACCUAUUUAUCCCAUUGUUAGAGCCAAAUGAAAUUUUUCUUUAAAAGGUAAGUUCAGGCCCCAAAUUGGUAUGGUAUAUACUUAAAAUCCUAGCAGUAAAAUUAUUUGUAACCAGUCUCUUGUCUCAGGCUCUCCACCUUAUUACCAAUCCUUGUAAGUGUGGUAGGGAAACACAUUUUUAAAAAAUUUUAACAAUAAGAGAAAACUAAAUUACUAAAAGAUGCAAUUCAAAGAUAGGUCCUAGUUUAACAUUGAAUUGCUUGGCUUCUGUGGCUUCUCUUUUUCUGGUCACAUUUAUUUAUUUAAACAGUUUUUUUAUGCCUUGUUGUCAUGGAGAUUAUAUUGUAUAAGUGUUCGUAUAAGCUGGAAUCAUCCUUAAUCUUCUGUUGAUAGUUUUCAAAUGAAGAUAAGUGAAUAAUUGUAAAAUACACUAACUUAGGGUGUUGUAGCUGAAACACGGAGAUGUGUAGCUGCCAUGCUUUUCUGAACAGACAUGAGAGAGAAGCUACAGAGUAUUCAUUUCUGAGGAUGCUUUUCUGGAAUAAGAAAGGCUGAAAAAUAUUGUCAGUUCCUCAGAACCCUCUUUCUUGUUAACGGGUAUCUUUUGUUGGUGUGUUUUUCUCUUACAGAUAAGAUAUCAUAUAUGAAUUUAUGAAUAAUUUCAGUUAUUUUGCUUUUGUAUAGCUGUCUGAGACCUUGCUAUGCUGUAUAAGUUGUGUUUGAUGGGUCAGUGUAUGAAAUAAAGCAAAUCACUUUUCUUUUGUAUUAUCUAUGGAUGCCACUAUGAAAGCUGACAUUAAGCCACUAAAGAGUUUUCUAUGAAUAAUUGUAAGUAACGCUUUGAUAUAUAUAAACCUAAACAAAAAGAUUGUAUUGAUAUAGAGACAUUGGAGAAGGAGAUUUUAAGACAGUUCUUUAGGUUUAAAAAAGGCUUGCUGUAAAUGGUGCAUUAUUCCAUUUAUUAAAGAUCAUAUUAAUGACAACAGUAA
Molecule: messenger RNA, 10388 nt
Organism: Phyllostomus hastatus (greater spear-nosed bat)
Lineage: Eukaryota; Metazoa; Chordata; Mammalia; Chiroptera; Phyllostomidae
Gene: BMPR2
Product: bone morphogenetic protein receptor type 2
Exons: 14
Coding region: 143-3256 (1037 amino acids)
Biological process (GO): BMP signaling pathway; protein phosphorylation; cellular response to growth factor stimulus
Cellular component (GO): plasma membrane; signaling receptor complex
Molecular function (GO): ATP binding; transforming growth factor beta receptor activity
Source: RefSeq, a predicted model, not a curated record